CGGCACGGACUACAGAUUCGAUGACCGACAUCACGCAUCCAUCCGCGCAUACAUGGAGGAGCAUGGCAUCAGAGACUCCCGAGCAGUUGUUGGAGGUCGUACAGGAGCGGAUCCUUGCACUGCAGGCAGGGAAGACGUGCAGGACGUGCUUGACGAGAUGGAGGAGCGGGAGGGGGUGGAGUUGCCAGGGGAGGAGGUCGUGAUGACGUUGCGUGGGGAAGACCCUGAUAUGCGAAAGGGGAAGAGGGCGAUGGGGGAGACCGACCGGGCAGCGAGUCGACCGGGGAAGAGGGUCCGCCAGUCCAAGAUCGAUGAGGUCUACACUGCGGACAAGCAAUCGGUCUUCAACGAUAAGUUUCUGCAGUGGAUCUAUAACUCUGACAUUCCGUUCAACGCGUUCAGGAGGCAAUCGUGGAGGGAGGUCAGGAAGGCGGCGGAUGAGCUGCCUAGAGGAGUGCGGAUGCGAUUUCCUUCCUUUAAGGAAAUCGGUGGAGAUGGAGUACCCGAGCAGAGGGCGAAGGUGGCGUCUUUAUUACGGGAGAUUCAAGAUGGCGAGUUCUGGCGCUAUGUCGAGUUCUUGAUUCUUGUGAUGGAGCCCAUCCAUCAGCUGCUGAGGCGGAUGAACAGAGGAGGGAUGAUGAUAUCCAUCGUCUACGGGUGGAGUCGUCAUCUCGUUCAGCUUCUGACGAAGUUGGACGUUGCGCCGACCGAUCUUCUGACCCCGUGCGUACGAGAGGUCAGGAUGCGGCUCAUGCACUUGUUGGAGCCCGCGCACGCUGCCGCUCAUCUCCUUAACCCCCGUCAUCGGUCUUUGAGGUACUACGCAUCCCUCCACACCACGACGGAGGAUGCGAAGGUUGUGCAGGAGUGUGCUAGUUUUCUCCUUGCGCAGAGUGGAGGUGAUCCCACCAGCAGGGAUUACCUCGUUGUUCGUGACCAGAUGCGCCGAUUCCAUGCGCGCAGUGGAGACUGGGGUGAUAGGCUGGUGUCGGAUGCCGAGGCGGAGGGUUGCCAUGGGGAUCAGGAGACGCACCGUUGCGCGGCGUGGUGGUUUGCCCACGGCACUGCCCACCCUGAGUUACGUGCUAUCGCUAUCCGUGUGAUGCACAUGUGGACGUCAGCCUCUCCCGCGGAGAAGAAUUGGACAGCCCACGAGCGCAUUCAGACGGCAAAGCGGAGCAACCUUGGCUUCGCCAAGCUGGCACAGCUGGUUGAGAUCACGACAAAUCUCAAACUGGCUUCAUGCAGGCAGCAGGGUGGCGGCUAUGUGCUUCCAUGGGUCAUGGAGAGUGUUGACACCGAGAGACGGCUGCCGGACGAGGACGAGGACGGUGACCCCGAGCCUGACGUGUGGGGGGCCAGACCUGUUGGUACGUUCACCGACUGGGAGAUCACGAGGCAGAUCGAUGUUUUUCGCAAGGACGGCACAAACCGUCCUCGAGAGGUUUCUGCCGUAUUCGGGGAUCGGGUGGCCACUCUGCUCCCUUUCUACCACGUGCCUCCUCCCCCGUCCCGGGGAGCACGAGAGGGUUUUGCGGCAGCCGUUGAGGACGGAGAGGACGAUUGGAUGGACGCAGAGGAUGUGGUAGGGGGCACAGACAGGACGGCGGAGCAGGUGUACUUCACGUACGGGGGCGGGUCAGACGGGCAUGCGCCUAAGACGUCCGUCAUCACGGACGAUGUCGCCGGUGGGGCACAGGGUAGCGCCACUCGACACCCUCCAGCGGGUCGAGGUCGUGGCGCCGUUGCUCGCGACGUUCACCCCCGCGCGAGGAGAGUUCUAGCGGUGGACUCGAGUGACGAGGACGAGGGCGUGGCACCUCACGCUGACCGCCUGCGGGACCCUCGGUUCGAUCCGAGCCACCACUCCAGGGAGCAUUCAGAGCAGCUUCGUCGGUCACACAGGUUGGCAGAGCGUAGCGUUCAGGCGUCCCAACAGCCUCAGGACAUACCGGUCGCGGAGGGGACAUCGUCACACAGCGGCCCCGCUCAGGCUGCGACAUCCUCUCUGCGCACCAGCGAUUUCGAUAUCGCGGGUUCGCAUGGGGGCUCACCUGUCUUACGAUGCAGAGUCGAUGACAGAGCGGAGUACAGGACGGAUGUCCGGGAGAGGGAGGAGACUAUUGAGGAGAGGGACGCUCGCCUGGAUCGCGAGGAGGAGGCAUGGUUGCAGUCCAUGCCCCGAUGGGAGGGCAGAGAGGAGUAUGAGGCCGAGCAGCGGAGGAAGAGGGAGUUAGAGAUGAUAGGAGCGGGUCCACCACCGAGUGUCGGACGUAUGUCGACUUCUGACACGAUGCAGCCCCCCUUUGGGCCCUCUGAUAUUGUGGGUGGUGGUGCUGAUACAUGCGGAUUGGACGCUGGAGGCGGGGGGCAGGCAGAUGUGCCAUGCAAGGGUGGUCCUGUCGGGGGUGUCGAGACAGUGGGGGCAGACACAGAAGCUGAGAGCUCCGACGACGGUGAGGAGUGUGCGGCCGCCGAGGCUAUUGUAGACGACGUCAUGAUUGGCAUAUGCGCGACUGGCACAGAUGGCGGGACUCAUGGAGGGGAGGAGGGGAUGGUGGACGAGGGUAGUGUGCCUUUGCCUGAGGAGGAGUUGGUGGACGAGGGGAGUGUUCGUUUGCCUCAGGAGGAGUUGGACGAGGGCGAUUUGGCUUUGCCAGAGGAGGAGUUGGUGGACGAGGGCAGUGUCCCUUUGGAGGGCAGUGUGCCUUUCGUUGAUGGCACGACACAGGAUGACGAGGAGGGAGCAGCGGUCGACGCAGGGCACAGUGCCCCGUCUGUGCGGGAUGGCGUGAACGGAGGGCAUGUUGAGGAGGAGGUAGCAGCCAUCGACAUGUCCCUCGCGAUUAUUGUUAGGCCCCCGUCAGUGCGAGAUGUCGAGACAGGAUGCCAUAUUGACUCGGGCGGGCCGGGCUAUUUCUCUGCAGGUGGGCAGCUCGGGGAGAUGCCUCGGUGGGAUGGAGGGGAAUCGGGGGAGUGCACUCCAACCCCAUUACAUCCGGAGCAGCUAGAGACGUUGGGGACGGAGGACCCUUUCCCGUUCACUGGUGGUCAGCCCUCGCCUCCCCCGUGGGCUCCAGUGAGCCCUAGGUGGGCCGGAUCAUCGCAGUCCGACAUCCGUGAGCGGGAGUCUUUGGAGAGCCAGGCAACAGUGUUUUCAGGCGGGACUGGCAGCAGCCAUGCGCAGCCACUGACGCGCCCUGUAUCUCGAGCAUCGCAGCUGACCACAGCACCGACUGCAGGUCUUCCACCGAUUGGAGGUCGAGGCAGUGGGCGGGGAUCUUCUUCGAGUCAUCGAGGUGGCGUUUUAGGGGGGUGGUCGUCUUGUCAGCGAGUGACGGACAGUCUGAGGAGGGACUACGAUAGAGGACGGGGGCUGUUCGCACGAGGACCAUCGGGGGAGGGAGAUCCUGCAGCGGGUGCGAGUGAGGCUGGACGACCGAGUGUCCACACAGCAGGACGUAUACUCGGAUUGGAUAGAGUCAAGACGAGGAGGACAGAGAGGUUGGAGGUUUAUCCGGCUCGAUCAGCCAUUGACGACAGACGGCAGGGACUGCCGUACACAUCGGGGGAGGAGGACUUGCAUAUGCCACAGGGUUCGAGACGUAAUGGCUCGAUCAGGGAUCUUGAUGCGGAGAUUGCUGCUGACCAGCAACGGUUGGCGGACCUCAUUCGCGAGCGUGAGAGGAGGUCGGAGACGGAGGCACAGGCUGAGGAGGCAGACACAGAGACUUAGCCCAUCGAUACAGCUAUGCGGAGAGAGAGGCAUCGGAGAGUAGCGUCUGCGGCAGGCUCACACCUUGCACCCGUAGGGAGAGAGGGAGCACCACACGGUCUAUCAAACCCUAUCCCCUCCCAGUUAAUGUCCCUCCCCAACCGCCUUUUAGCCAAUGAGCCCUCUCUUUCUGCCCUCUCCCAAAUUCCCAAUGAAUGACAUCCACCAAC
Chara braunii is the source of this 3945-nucleotide messenger RNA. The record is from the annotation of a GenBank genome assembly. Lineage: Eukaryota; Viridiplantae; Streptophyta; Charophyceae; Charales; Characeae.